Aspergillus ibericus CBS 121593 is the source of this 1557-nucleotide messenger RNA. RefSeq lists its product as uncharacterized. The transcript has 2 exons. The record is from RefSeq and is a predicted model, not a curated record. Lineage: Eukaryota; Fungi; Ascomycota; Eurotiomycetes; Eurotiales; Aspergillaceae. Gene Ontology annotation, molecular function: protein serine/threonine kinase activity; ATP binding. Gene Ontology annotation, biological process: peptidyl-serine phosphorylation; peptidyl-threonine phosphorylation. Bases 97 to 1308 code for a protein of 403 amino acids.
CUUGCUUUCACUCCUUCGAUUGUUAAAUACAAGAGAGUUGCUUCUGCGGCUUUCUCUCAAAUAUCGUUUCUCACUCUCGAGCCAUAGUUUCUAUCCAUGGAUAUCCAACGCCAGUUUCCUGGUGUCCACUGGAUCUGGGGUGGAGGCAUCUCUUUCGUUUAUGAGGUCCACCCGCGCAUCGUGGUCAAAAUACCGAAGUCUGGAGAUUUCGAGAGAGAGCAAUUUAAUAAAGAGCUUAAGAUAUAUCAAAUAUUCUCGCAAAACCAACCUUGUCCCUCUAUUGUACAGUGUUUUUACUUUUCUAAUGAUGGCAUCUUCCUCGAGUAUAUGAGAGACAUGUCACUUUCAUCAAGGCUACAAAGAAAUCACACUCGAGACCAGCAAUCUAUGGUGGUUACCACAGUGAAAAAGCUGGAACCUCUACCUCUGCGAAAAGAAUGGAUGAAUGAUCUCGCUCAAGCCGCUGCUUUCUUAGAAUCCCUUGACCUCGCUCAUGGUGAUUUGCGACCUGAAAAUAUACUACUUGAUCGCAACCGACUAAAGCUAUCCGAUUUUGAUUGUACGGCAAGAAUUGGAACACACUACGAAGCCUGUAUGGCUCCAUAUGGCCGAAUACUUAAUAGCAACGAGUCCGACCAAGGAGAGUGUGGUACUUCUGGCUCUCUAGGCCCUCGAACAGAACUGUUCGCCCUUGGCUCUCUGUAUUACCUGAUAAACUACGGUUUUGAGGUUUAUGGAGAUCGCUGUCUCACUGGAGAUCCUUACGAACACGGUCCUAAGGUCGUGGAAUUACUACAGAACAUGGAAUUUCCGAAGUUGGAUGGCGAUCCCUUGAUCGAUAUUAUCAUCGAUAAAUGUUGGCAUCACAAAUAUGCAACGGUCUCGGAGUUAGCUGCGCACACAAAGACACUUUUGAAAGUAAGAGCCGAUGCGAUGGAGAAUAACGAAAGCAGACAGGAAAACAGCAAAGUGGCGACCUUUGUUACAACAAUCUUCAGCAAACGAUGGCGUCUGGUCAUGGGUCGCAUAAUUAGUGCAAUAUGUUAUGGUGUUGGAGUGUGGCGGAGGUUGUUAUCACUGGGUUUCCACAGCGAGGCAGCAUCCACUGAGCGAACCAGUUGCGAUUCUUGCGAUGAAAUAGAUCAUAACUAUUUGGGUACGGAAUUUUCUUCGAAAAGGGAAUUUUGUCAAGAACUGGAAAAACGGGGCCUUCUUCGCAUGCUUUCUUCAGGUGAGCCUGAGCAAAUUGGGUUCACUUUUGAUUGGUAUAGGCAUAGUCUAAAGGGUGAAAUGAUGAAGGAAAUUUGAUGGAAAUAUUUGUGACUAAUGACGGGGAAGUUCUCUGUAUUUCCUAAUCUUUCUUGCUCUUCUACCGAUCCGUGUCUUGAACCGCGUUGUGUUGAAGUUGCGCAGGUAAUCCAGGUGGAGGUCUGGUCUGGGGUCUGCUUGCUCCGCAUUAUAGAUAGUGUCGCUUGCUGUUUUAUUCACGUAAUCAAGUCAGAAAUACCGGCGAUUGAUGCUCACCUUUUGCGGGCGAAGUCUUGACUUGCGAACGGG